Messenger RNA from Vigna umbellata (rice bean), 2605 nucleotides. NCBI's taxonomy places the organism in Eukaryota, Viridiplantae, Streptophyta, Magnoliopsida, Fabales, Fabaceae. The record is from RefSeq and is a predicted model, not a curated record.
UAUCAUUUUCGGUUCCUGAAAACCCAUGACAUUGUUUUUGCCAGCAGACCCAAAACCCAAGCCACAGAAUUUCUUUCUUAUGGCAGCAAAGGUAUGGCCUUUUCUGAGUACGGUGCAUACUGGCGCAACGCCAGGAAACUGUGCACUCUGCAGCUUCUGAGUGCCUCAAAGGUUGAGAUGUUUGCUCCUCUGAGAAGACAAGAGCUGGGAGUGUUGGUGAAGUCGCUGAAAAAUUCUGCAGAAUCCGGUGAGGUUGUUGAUCUGAGUCAGUUGCUGGGAGAGCUUAUGGAGAACAUCGUGUUCAAAAUGGUGUUGGGGCGUGCCAAAGAUGAUAGAUUUGACUUAAAGUUGCUCAUUCACGAAGUGAUGAACUUGAUUGGAUUAUUCAAUCUUGCAGAUUACAUGCCCUGGCUAGGCGUGUUUGAUCCUCAGGGAAUAACAAAAAGAUUAAAGAAAACAGCAAAGUCGUUUGAUGAGCUAUUGGAACAAAUAAUCCAAGAACACGAAAGUAAUCCAUAUGACGAAAAUAAGAAUCGCAAGAUGGACUUUGUGGAUAUUUUGCUGUCACUCAUGCAUCAACCCGACGAUUUUCAAGACGCCAUUGAUAGAACAAACGUGAAAGCUAUCAUAUUAGACAUGAUAAGUGCAGCAUUUGACACAUCUUCCACAACAGUAGAAUGGGCCAUGUCACAACUCUUAAGGCACCCUUCUGUCAUGAAGAGACUUCAAUAGGAGCUAGAACAUGUGGUCGGAAUAAACAGACACGUGGAGGAAAAUGACUUAGAAAAGUUGUCUUAUUUGAACAUGGUGGUGAAGGAAACACUAAGGUUACACCCAGUCGGACCUUUGUUGGUACCUCGCGAGUGUCGAGAAGAUGUCACCAUUGAUGGCUAUUUGAUAAAGAAAAAAACAAGGGUUAUGGUAAAUGUUUGGGCUAUAGGGCGAGAUCCUAAAGUUUGGGAUAGGGUUGAAAUUUUCGACCCUACAAGGUUUGAGAAUAACAAUGUAGAUGUUCGUGGAAAGGACUUUCGGAUUUUACCAUUUGGGUCGGGUCGAAGAGUGUGCCCCGGGAUUCAUAUGGGUUUAAUGACGAUUAGUCUUGUUUUGGCUCAAUUAGUGCAUUGUUUUGAUUGGGAGCUUCCAUUGGGCAUGUCUUGUGAUGAGUUAGACAUGGAAGAGAUAUUUGGGCUCACUAUACCAAGAAAAAAACAUUUAUUAACUAGACCAGUUUAUCGACUACUUGCUUUCCUGAAAACCCAUGACAUUGUUUUUGCCAGCAGACCCAAAACCCAAGCCACAGAAUUUCUUUCUUAUGGCAGCAAAGGUAUGGCCUUUUCUGAGUACGGUGCAUACUGGCGCAACGCCAGGAAACUGUGCACUCUGCAGCUUCUGAGUGCCUCAAAGGUUGAGAUGUUUGCUCCUCUGAGAAGACAAGAGCUGGGAGUGUUGGUGAAGUCGCUGAAAAAUUCUGCAGAAUCCGGUGAGGUUGUUGAUCUGAGUCAGUUGCUGGGAGAGCUUAUGGAGAACAUCGUGUUCAAAAUGGUGUUGGGGCGUGCCAAAGAUGAUAGAUUUGACUUAAAGUUGCUCAUUCACGAAGUGAUGAACUUGAUUGGAUUAUUCAAUCUUGCAGAUUACAUGCCCUGGCUAGGCGUGUUUGAUCCUCAGGGAAUAACAAAAAGAUUAAAGAAAACAGCAAAGUCGUUUGAUGAGCUAUUGGAACAAAUAAUCCAAGAACACGAAAGUAAUCCAUAUGACGAAAAUAAGAAUCGCAAGAUGGACUUUGUGGAUAUUUUGCUGUCACUCAUGCAUCAACCCGACGAUUUUCAAGACGUCAUUGAUAGAACAAACGUGAAAGCUAUCAUAUUAGACAUGAUAAGUGCAGCAUUUGACACAUCUUCCACAACAGUAGAAUGGGCCAUGUCACAACUCUUAAGGCACCCUUCUGUCAUGAAGAGACUUCAAUAGGAGCUAGAACAUGUGGUCGGAAUAAACAGACACGUGGAGGAAAAUGACUUAGAAAAGUUGUCUUAUUUGAACAUGGUGGUGAAGGAAACACUAAGGUUACACCCAGUCGGACCUUUGUUGGUACCUCGCGAGUGUCGAGAAGAUGUCACCAUUGAUGGCUAUUUGAUAAAGAAAAAAACAAGGGUUAUGGUAAAUGUUUGGGCUAUAGGGCGAGAUCCUAAAGUUUGGGAUAGGGUUGAAAUUUUCGACCCUACAAGGUUUGAGAAUAACAAUGUAGAUGUUCGUGGAAAGGACUUUCGGAUUUUACCAUUUGGGUCGGGUCGAAGAGUGUGCCCCGGGAUUCAUAUGGGUUUAAUGACGAUUAGUCUUGUUUUGGCUCAAUUAGUGCAUUGUUUUGAUUGGGAGCUUCCAUUGGGCAUGUCUUGUGAUGAGUUAGACAUGGAAGAGAUAUUUGGGCUCACUAUACCAAGAAAAAAACAUUUAUUAACUAGACCAGUUUAUCGACUACUUGCUUAGGUUAAGAGAGGAUACUAAUGCAAAGCAAGGUCCAUCUAUAUUUGUGGUUGAUUUCAAUUCCAAUUUGAGACACAUGAUACAUCAAAUAAAAUAAUUUCAAUAAUCAUUUUGAUUUUGGAUUUAA